Cucumis melo (muskmelon) is the source of this 464-nucleotide messenger RNA. RefSeq lists its product as uncharacterized. Bases 1 to 366 code for a protein of 121 amino acids. Lineage: Eukaryota; Viridiplantae; Streptophyta; Magnoliopsida; Cucurbitales; Cucurbitaceae. The record is from RefSeq and is a predicted model, not a curated record. The transcript is spliced from 3 exons.
AUGAAUUUAUAUGAAAUUUAUAGGAGAAAGAAAGCUCUCUUCUCUCAAAUGAAAUUGUCUCUGCUUAGCAAUUUUGUGGUUGGCAAGUCGACUACGGCCUGGAACUGCCUCCUCCCUUAUUCUAAAAGAGGAGCAAAGGUAAUAAUGAUGCUUUUCUUCCCCGUCUGCGUGGAUGACUUUAAACCAGAAGUUUCUUCCUCCAUUCUAAUGACGAUGUUCUGCAAACUUCAAGAACGGUCCAAUCAAUUGGUGAGAGGCUCCAGAGUAACUCAAGCAAGAGAGGAGUUGCAUGGCCUUCAAUCCUGUCAAGGGUACAUCAGUGUAAGAUUGUUUAUGAAGCAGCCCAAAAAUCAAGUGACUAAUUAAACAAUACAAAUUACUCAUUAGUGUGCGUGUCAUGUAAUGCAAAUAGUCUCUUUAGAGCGAGUGCUGAGGUAUAAAGCAUGAUAACAUUUUUCUUUUUU